Diatraea saccharalis (sugarcane borer) is the source of this 1617-nucleotide messenger RNA. The record is from the annotation of a GenBank genome assembly. Lineage: Eukaryota; Metazoa; Arthropoda; Insecta; Lepidoptera; Crambidae.
GAAGGAGAGUUGGAAGCGGAAUGGCUCCAAGCUGCAGGACUCGGCUCCCUCGCAGCUCCGUUUCAAGUUGGCUUGGAAGUGACCGAGGCUCAGCUGGGUGAGGCAGUGCGGCCGCUGCCCAGGGAACAGGCGGCUGCUGUGAGACGCCGAGUCAGGAGACUCAACAGAACUGUUAGAAAGAAGCGUGCCGCGUCCAGAGCGAAGAAACCUGAUAUCAGAGAUGUCUUCAGAGAUCUUGAGAAUUCGAGUGGCAGUGAGCCUCGGUCGCGAAGUGCGACUCCCGACUCAUUGGACUCGUUGCCCAGUGGAGGGUCGGGUAGUCCGCCCGCUGAGUGGGCUGACUCCGCCACGCCCCCAGACUUUGUUGAUAGUUUCCCGCCGGCCGGUGCGCAUGCGCCCCUCGCUCGUACUCCGUCGGCGCCGGCGCCGGGGCGACGUGCACGUCUAACCCCGCCCACCUCCACCGGACACUCGCCCCCGCUGCCCAUGCAUGAGCUCUUCAAGCCCAACGACCUACACUGGGCCGAUAUCGCUACCAACACAGAGGGCAUAGAGUUGUUGGGUUAUCAAAGAUAUGGAACAGUUCAAGGACCGAGGAUAGGAAAAGAACGAAUCAACGGAUCAAUCUUAAAGGACAACGACACAUUCAUUAAGCACACGGCGGUGUCGCGCGCCAAGAGUACGGCGUCAGCGCAGCAACCGCUCAGCUUCGAGCACAAAUUCAAUCUCGACAGGCAAAUGCUCGACCAAGAAGAGGAAUGGCCGGAGGAGGAGAGCUGCGUGGACAUAGAGAGCGUGCCGGAGCUGCAGCUGAAGCGUCUGUUACCGCUGCUGUGGCUCGAGCUCACCGCGCUCUUCGACAGAUACUCGCUGCCCUUCCACAAGCGGAAACCGCCCAAGAAGAAAAAGAAAGAAGAGGGCAACGUGUUCGGCGUAUCCCUGGAGACUCUGGUGCGCAAGGACAUGAUCCUGUGGGAGGAGACGUGGAGCUGCGUGCCGAGCGUGGCGCGCGCGCUGGCCGACACGCUGCGCGCGCGCACGCACGACGAGGGGCUGCUGCGCGUGCCCGGGAACAAGCAGAAGGUCGAAAGUCUAUGUCAGCUGAUAGAACGAGAAUGGUAUGGCCAAAGAGCCGCGGUCGAGGCGGCGUUGCGGCGCGCCAGCAGUCACGAUGUUGCCGCUGUGUUCAAGCGGCUACUGAGGGAUUUGCCGCAACCGCCGUUGACGCAGGAACUCAUGCGACUAUUCUAUCAGACAUAUGCUCUAAGCGGUACAACGCAAGGGCGGGCGCUGAACUUGCUAGUGCUACUAGUGCCCGCGGAGCAGCGCGCCACGCUGCGGGAACUGCUGGUACUAGCGCGGGACAUCGUGGCGCACCACCACAGGAACAAGAUGACCGACCACAACGUGGCCAUGAUCAUCGCGCCCGCACUAUUCCCACCCAGCAUGCUGAUAAAGGCAUCGGACAGUCUGGAGACUCAACUGGCGACGGCAGCCAACAGUUGUCACGUGACGGAGGCGUUGAUGCGGUGGUGUGAACAGCUGUGGAUAGUUCCCGCUUCGCUUUACGCCGCGGCGCAACGCAAGCCGCCGCCGCACCGCCGCCCGCACGUCUGA